Chelonia mydas (Green sea turtle) is the source of this 9144-nucleotide messenger RNA. It is a transcript of the gene USPL1, whose product is annotated as ubiquitin specific peptidase like 1. Gene Ontology annotation, biological process: protein desumoylation; Cajal body organization. Bases 5612 to 9061 code for a protein of 1149 amino acids. NCBI's taxonomy places the organism in Eukaryota, Metazoa, Chordata, Testudines, Cheloniidae. Gene Ontology annotation, molecular function: SUMO binding. Gene Ontology annotation, cellular component: Cajal body. The record is from RefSeq and is a predicted model, not a curated record. The transcript is spliced from 9 exons.
UAAAUCAAAAUAUGGACUAGCUUGCAGUUUAAAUAGCAACACUGGCAACUAUCUUUUCUUUUCUGCUAAGUCUGCAGCAUCCUGACAUGAAACACUUGCAAAGUGAAGGACCACUUAUAGUCAGUUAAAUUCUGACAGGAUUUACUAUAGCAGGUGUAAAUUUUGAGGUGCUGAUUGGGUGGCAGAGUUGCUAAUUAAAGGGAAGUCUGUGAGCACAGAAGUAUAUUAUUGAAGAGUCUGAAAAGUGUAGUGGGAAAGUUUGAGGGCAAUUUAACCUGUAAAUUAGAUUUCUAUGGGGAAAUAAACUUCAUAGAAGUGCUAGUUUACUCUAGAUUCCCUAUUGAACAAGCUACAGACAUUAAAGUAGAAUCAGGGCUGGAAACUCCAGGCAAUUAAAGAAAUAAUAUUGGUUUGUUUAGGACCUCAUACAAAGCUUAUUGAAACCAAAGGAAAGACUCCUAUUGACUUUAAUAAGCUUUGAAGCAUGUCCUUAGCAGGCCACCCUCUUCCCUCUGAAUCAGUAUUGACUCAAGUGCACAGCAUUGCAUUAUGUGGCAAUGUGCUAUUCACAGGGUAUCUUGAGAUCCUGCCCACUUGUAGACAGCAAAUAUUCCACAUCAGGUCUCCCAAAAGUAAGAGUGUUAGACUUCGACCAGGAUGUACACCAACUGUGCAGCUAUACUGUUAACCUAAAAUUACCUCUGCAGUUCAAUUAUUUUUUUAGUACAAAUAAUUUAUACGAUGAACUUUGCAUAUAUUUUAUGCCAAGAAAAGCGUCAAACACACUUUUCAGUAUUUCACCAGCUCUACAAUGGUAAAAUAAAAUCUGAAUGAUAUAUUCAACCUUUCUUCCUUCCACUACUGAAUAAAUUAUUAUUGAAUAAUAUAUUUUUCAUUAUUCAGUCAGGUCCACAUUUAUUUUGAUGUUUACAAACUAUAAUGAAAGAGCUUCCAUCUAGUGCUCUGGGUGCCCUUGACAAUCUUUUCAACAUACACCAAAUACAUGGACAUGAUUACACCACAUAUGAGAGCAGAUAUGUUAGACUGGGUUAAUAUAAUGCAAGAGGACAUGCAUGGUGUGACCAAAAUAAAGGUUAAUAAAAACAGAGUGUGUCCUCUUGACAAAAACAUCUGCCUGUCACCUGCUGAAGCAGUAAAAAGAUUUCCUUUCCAUACUACAGGAGCAAUACAAGUGACAAGAUUAUAGAAACAUUUAAAAAUAUGUAAGUUAGGAGAAAAGUAACAAUUUAUUUUUGCAAGUGAGGAAAAUAGGUCUGCCAAGCUGCUCAGCAAUACAAUGUGGGAGAUUUAAAGGUAUCCUAAAUAAAGUUCGAAACGUCUCAUUGAAAAGACAAAAUCAAUCCUCUAUCCGCAGAAGAAAAAGUUUAGACACAGUAUUUCACCGGGUAAGGAAAAUAAAUCUGACAUGAACUGUUGUGUUAUCACACUUUUUAGCUAGUGAUUUUUGCUUCUGUUUGGUGUAACAAUGUUUCAAAUUUAUGACAUAUUCUCCUUUUCUUUGGACGAAACAUUGUGUGAUACUUUAUACAAAGGACAUUGUAUAUACAAAUUAAAUGAAAAAAAUCCUCAAGUGUUCAUGCAACACUCAAAGUUGUACAGUUAAAAUUACAGUCAAGAAAUGCAAUAAAGAAUGCACCCACAGCACUAUAGACUGUCAUAUAUUUUAUGGGAUAUAUUUAACAACAUAAGUCAUAGAUACAUCACUGACUUUAUGCAGAACAUAACUUACUAACUGGAAUCCUGUUUGUGCAUUUCCAGCUAGACUUUCUGUGAUUUUAACUUUGGACCCCAGGCACUGUCUGAAUGUAUUAUUUUAAAAAAUUAAGGUUUUUUAAGAGAAAAAAAUAACAAUGGUACAGAAAGUGUCCCCUGAGAGAUGAAACAUUAAGAGUCAGGCUUGUCAGAUGGUGUCUGCUCUUCAUAUUCAACCUGUCAGAGUACACCAUGCAAUGGCCAUUUAGCUCAGCAUUUCUCAAAUGCAACCACCGUGGCCACCAGGAGCUUUUCUUGCAGCUACAGCCUCCUGGACUGUUAUGGGCGGGAGGAGAGCAAAGCAGCGGCUCCUUCCCCUCCCUAGUGCUCCUGGAUGCACCGCCUUGGUGUUGGUUGCUGGGGCUGCCAGCAGAGGUCCUCCUCCUCCUCUCUCCCAAGACACUUGGGACACAACACUGGAGAAGCAGGCAGCCGGUGAGUUCCCCACCUUUCCGGGAGCGGUUUGGACUUCAGCCCUGAGGUUUCAGGGGGGCAGGCUCUGGCUGCGGGGCUUCGGGCUCCAGCACUGGGCUCCUGGCUGCACAGCUUCAGGUUCUGUCCUCCAGCCACAGGGCUUCAGUCUGCAGCCCCCUACCGCCUCCCGCGGCCCUCCUCUCCCCCCAGUCCAGGGCUUAAUUUGUCCCCAGGCUUGCCGGGGGCUGAGUAAGUCUGCUGUGAAAAGGGAUACUUGCAUGUUUGUUAAGAUCACUUUUCACAAUAGGCUUAUUAGCUAGCAAUAAAUAUUACAAUGAUUUGGACGUGUAUAUGUGCAUAUUUAUUUUUUUUCCUAAAGACAGGUUUCAGAGUAGCAGCCGUGUUAGUCUGUAUUCCGAUGAAGUGAGCUGUAGCUCAAGAAAGCUUAUGCUCAAAUAAAUUUUUUAGUCUCUAAGGUGCCACAAGUCCUCCUUUUCUUUUUUCCUAAAGCUAAUUAAGUAUUUUAGGGAAAAGUGUGAGAGUGGCCACCAGCAAGAGUUGGUGGCCGCCCUCUGAGGACACCAAAAAUUCUAUCCUGAGAACCCCUGAGGCUAGGUAGGAGGCACCAGCCAAUGACUAUUUAACUUCAUUGAAGGGUGCAUACUUGUGAAAGGCACAAAUUAACAGCGCAUACUCUCAGUUUGCGUGAAAUUUUUUUUAAACUGCAUGCCCAGUAUGCUAUUUCCAAACAUUUGUUACUAUUUUCAAGCCAAUUCUUUUCCAACUUGGUCGUGAACAUGCUUCUCUCCAAGGACUAUUUACAAACCAAGCUUCAAGUUCCAGUCAUUUUAGAGUUCUCUGUGUGUUUAUUAAAAAAAAAAAAAAAAAAAAGCGUGACAAUGUUUUCCUCAUACUUGCAAAGAAAAGAAAAGAAAAGGAUGAGAGGGAGUUUUCUCAAAUAUCUCACAUGCACAAAACGUUCACCUUUGAUUAUACUUCAGGCAUGGAAAGUUUCAGCCCAAAAGUGGAAACAGAGUUUUACUGAAACUGAACUAUAGUUGUAAUUAUUGAGUGACUAGAACACACUUUAAAAGAAGGUGGAAUAGAGGCCUGUGUCUUGAAAUUAAAUUAGAUAUGUAAAAAUUAGCCUGAAAUGAAUACACUUCACAAUCACAUCAGACAACCUCCUCUUUCUCUUCCUGUGUGCAUGCACAUGUGUAAGGGGGAACAACGGAAAGUAACGUCUCAGGCUUUGUGCCUAUUUAAUAAAAUUGUUUUUUAAAAGUUACUGAUGCAAGCUAAACUAAUAUGGCCAGUUGUAGACCGGAGUGCAUGUAUGAGGGUUGCACUGUUUAACUAAACCAAACUGGUUAAAUCAAUUUUAGUUAAACCGGCACAACCUCUGUGUUUCGCCUCCAACCCAGUCGCAAUGCCACUCACUCAGAUUUGGCCUGGAGACAGGAGCCAUCCUAACGGAAGAGUGGCUGGCUUACAUUAAAGUGGUGCUACAACCUCAUUCACUAGGCAUGGGGGUCACAAUGCCACACACUCAAAUUUGACCCGGCAACCCCUCCAUGAUGCCAGUAGGGACCUGUUUAAAAAAAGGGGGGAGGGCAAUGGCCCCCAUCUCUGGCCUGUGCUCCCACCAUGCAUAUAGAAGGGUCUACCUCUCACAAUAACUUUCCCUCUGGAGGACGGGGCAAGAGUUCUCUCUCCAUAUAUGUAUGUGCAAUGUGAAGUCUACCUCCUUCUAACCCAAACUUUCGCUUAUCUCCCACCUAUGUGUUUUGGAGAAGGGGAGAGAAUUUCUUCCCAAACAUUCCCCUCUCUCCCAGCUCUUGUUUUCCCUCCUCUUCUAACAUACCUACCUGGGGAGGGAGUGUCUCUAGUCACUCGCUAUUUACUUUAAUGCACAAAAGCUAAGAUUUUUUUCAAGCCAAAACAAACAGAGGCAUCUGUGUAAGAACAUCUAAAAAAUUAUCCAGUGACAUCUCCAAUAAAAGAAUGUGACAGAUACCUGAGCAACACCACAAAGACAGAUUGGAUUCCUCGCUGAGAAACAAGUUGCUGAUUACAUCUUCAACAGAUAGAAGACCAUAAACCUACAAGUAAAAAACUGAGAGUAGAGGGAUAUGUACCUGCUUUAUAGACUUUAAAAUAGUACCCAGCCAUGAGCUGUAAAUGGUUACAAAAUUGAAAUGAUUGGAAAAGAUAUGAUAACCAAAUCCAUGUACCAAUCUACAAAACGUAAAUUAAAACAACAACAUCCUGCAAACAGGCUUUCAGACAAGAAAGAAGGCUAAAAAAGGAUGCAAUCUUAAUCCUACUUUUUGUCAUUAUAAAUAUCAAUGACCUACGAAAGGCCUCUACUAAAGCAUUUCUUAAACAAAGCCACAAUAACUGAAAAAAAAUGCCUAUCUAUGUUAUGUCCUAGGAAGGUGGCACAUAAUGUCUAUUGUAUGACUUCUCACUCAGAAAGUCCCUGAAAAAAAGAGUUUACACUUGCUAGAAACUUAAAGCAAAAACAUGGGCUCCAUUGGUCACUCUGGAAAAGAUUAAAAGCUCAAACCAUAAUCAUAACUAAAUUUUUUAUUACAGAGAUAAAGAAACUGAAUACACCUUAAAUUGUACAUAUCUAAACCUCACAAUAAAGUUACAAGGCAGCAUCCCAUAUAGGCUAAAGAAGCAUUAAAAUAACGUAAUAGCACUACAUAAAUAACAGCGAAACUAUUCAACAAAGUUAUUCAAAUCAUUCUACAUAUGGGGCUGAACUUCAACAUCCAACUACACCAACUGAAACAAAACACAGAUACAAACCCUGUAUCUAAAGCUCUGCAAACAAGUCCUCUAUGCACACUGAAACGCCAACAUAAAUAGCUUCAGAGCAGAACUGAGUCAUUUCCCUCUCUUAAUCUAUUUACAGGAACAUGCAUUGAGCUCUGGUGCCAACAUAUUGUCCAUCCCUCCACCAAAAAGCACCAGAGCUCAAAAAUCAAAUCCAAAUAAAAAGCUAAUGCUAUAUAACAUUACUACCAAGUCUCAACACUACCCUUCUGACAAACGAAGCAUACAACCUCCUUUGAAACAGAACACAGACUAGGACACCAGACCAAACUUUAAAAAACACUAAUACGAGUUACUGAGAAGAACAAAUACAAACUUUUUAAAAAAAAAAAAAAACCCACAACCUAUAAAUCCACACCCAGAAUAAUCACAGUAGUAAAUUAUCUCACCACAAACUGAGAGAAAAAAUUCUGUGCACAGUGACACUGGGACAGCUCUCUAAACCCCUCCAAACACCAAUGCCAGAGGCCAGAUUGAGACUGAGCAGCAUUUCCUCCUGCAGUCUCCAAAAUGUGAAGUGGAGAGAGAGAGAGAUUUCCUUAAAAUAUCUGCUAGGAUGCACACUUUCAGUUAAACCGAGAUGAAGAAGAACUGCAGAAGCCUGGGAGACGGAGGACUGGCAGAAGCAACCUGUCACCGGCCACUAAAUCCGUACUGGGAAGGAACGACAAAGAAUACAAGACACCAUGGGCGCCCGCGGCGACGCGGAGUGCGGGGCGGGCCGCGCCCGCUGAAGGGGAGAAGCCGGGACCCGCUGUGCAGGCGUGAGCAGAACUGUAAUUCUGCUGUAGUAACGUCAGAUGAGUGCUGCCCAGCCUGCAAAGAGAAGGGCCAGAUACAAGCUUUACGGACUUACCGCAUUAGUUUUCAAGAGUCUGUUUUCCUUUGUGAAAAUCCACAGUGCAUCUACCCUCUGGGCUAUAAACCAUUAAACAGCAUAAUAAUUCCUGCUGAUUCAGAAAAUCAUCAAACUCAGUGUACUCAGAGAAAAAGGAAGAUUUUUGAAAUCAGUCCUACAGCUUCCCCCAUUGAAUCAUGUUCAAAACAAGCUAGGACUAACAACAAUUUGAUAGAUGCUGAGCACACUUUAAAUACUGAUCUUGUUCUCAAGUAUAAUGGAUAUAAUUUAUGUAUGACCCAGCCAUGCCUACCUGAUUUAUCACAGGAUGAUCAGCAGAAACCUAAUAGGACGGCUGAGUCUCUGGAGCAUAAUGUGGACGUGGCAGCUGUUAUCACUGUUUGUGGUGCACAAGAAAGUCCUGACUCUAAUUCCAAAACACAACUUUUGCCAGAUUCUGAACUUUGUUCAAUAAAAUCUGAAAUCUUGCAUGCAGACAGCAAACCUUCAUUGUUCAUGGGGCAUUUGUGUCUUCAGUGGAGGAACGUCUAUGCUCUGUGUUGGUUAGAUUGUAUUCUGUCAGCAUUGGUACACUUAAAAACUUUAAGGAUUGCUGUGACUGAAGCGUGCACUGAAGAAUCUGUAAUCCAGAGGCUGUUUACAAAAUAUAACCAAGCGACUGCACUCUUGAAUGCCUGCCAAACAAAUAAGCUAAAAGAUGUUCUUCCAAAAGCUGAGUUGCAUCUAAAUGAAAUCAGAAAUGUGAUAUUUGCUCAACUUCAACCUCAGCUUAAAUGUGAAUUGGGUAAGAAGGAAAGUCCAGUAUUUGCAUUCCCUCUGCUUUUACAAAAGGAUCCCCAAGUCGAGACACUUUUCCUGCAUUCUUUUUCAUGGAUGUUUGAAUGUUUACAUUGUGGCUACAGCCACCAAGACAGGUGUAGGAAGACACUAACAACAUUUACAAAUAUAAUCCCUGACUGGCACCCACUUAAUGCUAUUCAUAUUUCUCCAUGUAAUAAUUGUAAUGAUAAAUCUCAAAGAAGAAAAAUGAUUUUGGAAAAAGUACCCUCAAUAUUUAUGAUACAUUUCGUAGAAGGUUUGCCACAUAACGAGCUGAAGAACUAUUCGUUUCAAUUUGAAGGAGAUUUCUACCAAAUAACAGCUGUUAUUCAGUAUCAACAAGAUCCAAAACACUUCAAAACCUGGGUUUUGAAUCCUGAUGAAACUUGGCUUGAAUGCGAUGACAUAAAAGGUACAUAUUGUGAAAGACGUGAGAGAUUUGAAGUUCCUCUUUCAGAGAUUCACAUUGUCAUCUGGGAAAGGAAAGCAUCCCAAGUGCCAGAUAAAAUGAGCUAUCAGGUCCAAAGUGUAAAAUCUGAAAAUCUUCCUCUUAACGAUGCACAGUCAAGUUCUUCUCUAGUGUUGCAUCGUGAUGGUGAUAAUGCCGUAGACGAAAUAACUACAGUAUUUCACAAAAAGGAGAUUGUGAGCAUUCCUGUUAAUGAACAACAAAAAGUGGCCAGAAAUGAUGAUGAUGAAAAUAGCUUGCUUUCUGGCUUAGAAAAUUUGGCAGCUGAUGAUGUUAUAACGCUGACACUUGUAGAAAUUCAAGUUGAUUCUGAAGGUAAACCACUGGACAAUGGACAGAUGGUGGGAAAUCACCUAAUUGCUGAAACAGGCUUGCUGAAAGAGCAGGAGUCAGCUUGUUCCGAUCACACUCCAUGUACAGAAGAUGUUUGUAGUCCAACUACCUCCACCAACAUGUGCACACCACCUGAAAAUGCCUGUAUUUCCUUACAUCUUGAACAGUUGAACCUAGCAAAUAUUGCAUCUGCUGUUCCCACCACAAACCAUUGUAGUGACUUGUCCGCGCCAUCACAAUCUCAAGAGGCAGAGGCCAAGGCUAACCCAGUCAACACUGAGAAUAUCGCAUUAAAUCCAGAACUCUUGCAGAAUAAGAAAUUAGCAUUAAUGGAGAAUGUUAUGCAGAAAUCAUCUAACACCAGAAACACAAGCAAAAUUGUAGCAGACUCUCAGGCUGCAGCUUUGUCUGCUACAAAUAAUUCCACCCAGUCUUUGCAUAAAGAUCAAAAGAGAGGAUUUGUAGGAAGUUGGGUAAAGGGGUUCUUAAGCAAGCAUAAUACCUUUAUGCCUUCAAGUGCCUCAAUUCAUCAUAAUAAGAAAAGUUACAAAAAUCCUUCUUUACUAAGAGCUGCUGACUUGCACCUCCCUACUAAGGGGGCAGCUAAUUUUGGUGGCUUUCAAGCCAAAGGUACAAGCAAAACAACUGAGGAGGUGCCUAAAUCAGCUGUUUGUCAAGGUGCAAAUAUUCCUCCUUUGUUAACAAACAUCACUGGUCCUUCUGUACAUGCUCGUCUCCCUGCAGUAAACCCUGUAGUUGAUGGUCCACCUUUGAAUAAGUCUGGAAUUUCAUUGGGCACCUGGAGUGAAGUAAUUCAACCCAACACCCCCAUCUUUAGUUCCAAACCUCGCCAUGGUGAAAAUGGAAAUCACAAAUCUGAUGUGAAGGAUAAAGAAUCGGAUGCCAAAACUCACAAGCUUCGUUUAAAACUGCUUAAAAAACUGAAGGCUAAAAAGAACAAGUUGGCUUCACUUGAUAGGCUGGCAAAGACUCAGAUGUGUAAUGGAAGCUCUCCAAACAGAGAUGUAGAAGAUCUGUUACAAUUUGGAUCUCAUCAUGAAAGUGAAUCAGUACAGAACUUAUUGAAUGAACUGCAGUAUCAGAUUGAUGUUGCAGACAGUGAAUCUGUAUAUAGUACAAACUCCAACAUGUCACUAUGCAGUAGCCAGAGUAAUGCAGCGUUUUUAGCAGACUUAUUAUCUCCUCCUUCUAUUGUUGCUUCUUCAGAGCUUCCAAAAGAUGAAGAUGAGUGUAGAUAUUUGGAAAUGGUGGAUAGCAACACUGCAGUACCAGUGCAUAGUGCGAGAACCAACCUCACAUGCAUCACUGUGACAAACGAAGACCAUAAUUAUUACAGUCCUGUAAAAGAAAGCAAGUAUGAAGGUCAUACAGACUCAGUAAUGAACAAAUCCUGCUUGAAAAGACUUUCCUUUGAAAGUCCCACAAAGGAAGAUUUCCUUGAAGACCUGUUCUCCUCCGCAGUGUUGAACUCAAUAGCAGGAGACAUAGACUUACCUCAUUUUGAUGAAACUCUAUUUGAAACUUGUUGAAUUGUUGUAAUAUUUGUUUUUAACAUUUGAGAAUUUUGUAUAUCAGCUUUCAUGCAAAGUACUAUUAAAUUAUUUUCAAACUA